UGUCUCGCACGAGUCAGAAUGGCGUCUUACUAUCCCUCCCACCAGAGUUGUUGGUUCAACACAUAUUCUCUCGACUUCAGUUACGUUCCCUAGCUUCAUGCUCCUCAGUUUGCAGAGAACUUCACGAUCUCAUUGAUUCAUCGAUGCUCCUCACCUACCACAAAGAGCUAGGCGUCGCUGGCAUGGUCGACAAUCUCAAGUGCUCGUAUGGGGAGGUUCCCCUUGAAGAUCGGCUGCAACUUCUCCGGGAGAGCCAGGCUCGUUGGGACAAUCUGGAUUGGAAAUGGAGCAUGGUCAUCGAUGUGCCACAGGCUUUCGGCGUUGAUACGGAUACUUUCAAGUUAGGCCGAGGCGAUUGCGGAGUCCUUUACUUCGAACGCUUCUCGGAGGAAGAAGACCUCGUCAGUCUGCUCUCUUUGUUGUUACCGGAGAGCGAAAACGACCAACCUCGAUGGGAGCAAAUCGACUUCGGAAAAACGAUCAUAGGUUACACAAUCGCCCUUGAAGAGAAUGAUUUGUUCGUUGGGGUGACCAGGGUUCCACUUGCGUUCGGCUCUGGUCUAGCAAUACAAGUACAUCUCCUUCAACACUCUACUCGUCAACCUCAUCACGACGCAUUGACCCCUGUUAUCGACCUGCGCACCUUCCUAGUAGGACACCAAUUUGACGUUCCUCAAGCGAGCGUCGCCAUCGGCGGCAAGCAUAUGGCUAUUUGGUUUUGCAACAAAUCCAAUGGUGAUGGAACUUUUUCAGUUUGGGACUGGAGAAUUGGAGAGAAGAUCGUCGAAGUGGACGCGCGGUGGGGCGAAAUCGGUAUGACGUUCCUCACAGAAGAUCUCGUUAUGGUUGGCAACUCCAGGACCAUGCUCUUGGAUAUCUAUGACAUCCAUCGAAUGUCGUCAACAUCGCAAAACUCAGAUGGAAAGCCGCAAAUAUCACUGGGCCUUCCAACAUUCGAUGAUUCUUACUACGUGGAGUCGGUUUCUUUUGGUUGGAAUCCCCAUUUCUUUGGCCACGGUGGGAACCCCCGACAUCCGCGGAGACCAUUCACGACCAAUCCCAUGGACUCCAUCAUCGUCGUUGAAGUUACCACUUCCGCGACUGAAUACGCGAACACGGAAUGUCACUUCGUCGUCCAACGACGCUCGCUAUUGGCCCUUUCUGCGAGACCUGCUGGUAUACACUCCGGAAAGAUACCCUGGGAGGAGUGGGGCCCUAAAUCAGUCCGAAUGUUUCCUUCUGACUCUGACUUCGCCAGGUCUUCUAGCGGCGCGAGGUACUGUUUGCACUGGGGAACCAACCUCGGGACUCUGGAAUUUGGUACUCUUAAGAGGCAGGGGUUGUCAGGCGACACAGCACCUCAAGAUGCUGACCCAAAAGACAUUAACGACCUUGUCCACUCAAGCCAUGACGAAGAUAGUCCAUUUGGUUCAGUUCAGACAGAGCUACCCUUCCAUUCGUCAACGCGCCAAGAUCUGAAGAUGGAGCAAAGUUUCGAUUCUAUUUUCAUCGAUGACACACGCAUUGUCGGGUUCCGAGAUGUUGCAACAUCGCGACAACUUCAUGUGUACUAUCUGGGUUGAA
Messenger RNA from Cyclocybe aegerita, 1584 nucleotides. NCBI's taxonomy places the organism in Eukaryota, Fungi, Basidiomycota, Agaricomycetes, Agaricales, Hemipholiotaceae. The record is from the annotation of a GenBank genome assembly.